AGCUAAGUCUGUUGCUAGUCUCUAACUGACUGAAGGCUACAGGUUGUGAAGUCAGAACAAUUAUAUCUCACAAUGAAAUCAAAAUCAGUUCCUUUAGUGGUUGUACAUAGAAGUGUGGUUCUUUAAACAAAAAAUAAGAAAAUAUAUACAUGUGUAUAAAAACACAAGACAAUACUGUUGUAGAUUACUAGACAAAAAAGGGACCAAUGAUGAUAAAUGUAGACAAAAAUGUACAAAACAUACAAUAUCACAGUCUUUAUCUAAAACUACUUAUAGGAAUGAAAAUGUGGAUAUCUGAUACAAAGCUGUGCAUGCCCUGGGCACAUGAACUUGGCUGCUGCACACAAGCUAUCCUCUUGAAAUGGUGAACAUCUCUAGAGUUUAGAGUGCAUGCAUAUGGCCUGAAAGUUUUGUUGAGAAAAUAACAACUAAUUAUUAAGUAUUUUGAGUUUCUGAGAUGAGAUAAAUUGUGUAAUUCGUAUUAUAUUAUUUAGUUUGUGAAACAGACUGAAACGGUAAUGAUGAACUCUCUUUAAAGGAUGUUUUGUGUGUGACUCUCCUGACUGUCUACAACUUUAUGGAAUCUCAAUCAGAACUUCAAAAAUACAAGCAAAAUGCAGCCUCAGAGAUGGAGAAGCAAAGAACCGACCUUCUAAAGAAGUUGUUUGCAGUGGAUGUGACUCUGGAUCCUGAUACAGCUCAUCCUGAACUCACUGUGUCUGAUGAUGGAAAACAAGUGACACAUGGAGACACAUGACAGGAUCUCCCUGAUACACCACAGAGAUUUAAUUAUCUCUGUGUUCUGGGAAAGCAGAGUUAGGAAAGGAGAUUUUAUUAUGAGGUGCAGGUCAGAGGGAAAACUGCAUGGACAUUAGGAGUUGUAAGAGAGAACAUUAAGAGGAAGGAGUGGAUUCCACUGAGUCCUCAGACUGGAUUCUGGACUGUGGGACUGAGGAAUGAGAAUGAGUAUAAGGCUUAUGCUGGUCCUGAUGUCCCCCUCACACUGAGAGAGAAGGUGGAGGAGGUGGGGGUAUUUGUGGAUUAUGAGGAGGGUCUGGUCUCCUUUUAUGACGUGAAGUCCAGCUCUCAUAUCUACUCUUUCACUGCUCAGUCUUUCACUGAGAAACUUUAUCCAUACUUCAGUCCUUGGUAUAGUGAUAAUUAUACCAAGGACUGAAGUAAUGAUAAUUCAGCACCACUGAUCAUCUCUGCUGUUACUGAAUUAAUAUCUGAUUUAUAUUUUUUAGCAUUUUGAACUUUUGUAAAUAAUGGAUUUAUUCAUCUCUAGACAUUUAGGAAUUUUAUAAAGACGCAUGAAUGUUACUGGAUUAUUUAGAGCUUAUGUGCUGUUAAUAUGAUUCCUGUCAUUAAAGCUGCCAUCUGUGCUACUUUCUAGCUCUCACUUGAGUUGAAUUUAGAGUGUUAACUAACAUUUUCUCCACCACUAAAAAUCACCACUUAUUAUAGUUGAGAAUCUGACACCUUGCCAGGUGUAUAUCUGUUAAUGAGGUGAGUUUUCAGGUUAGGAUGCUAUUUAAUGCUGUUUAUUUUCUCCAGAACAUGAUGUCAGUUCUUAGUAAAUGUUGUUAAUAUUUGGUAAAUGAUCAGUAAGAUUUUUGUGAUUAGAUGUGGGGAUGUAUUUGGAUUAGACCUGCAUCUCUCCACAGACCUGCAGUUUUAAUCUCAGCUGAAGGUGUGGAGGAUUCACUAACAUGGCAGUAGUUAGUAACUGUGACUAAUGUGGCAUUUACAGAUUUGUUCUAUUUCUGGAUGUCUUAUAUGAGUAAGAUA
Molecule: messenger RNA, 1791 nt
Organism: Hemibagrus wyckioides
Lineage: Eukaryota; Metazoa; Chordata; Actinopteri; Siluriformes; Bagridae
Product: E3 ubiquitin-protein ligase TRIM39-like
Exons: 5
Molecular function (GO): protein binding
Source: RefSeq, a predicted model, not a curated record